UCUGUCGCAUACCACCUACUAUCGCAGUCGGAAUCAUGCCUCCACCGAAUAGGAUACUCGACCGCGGGGACGAUGACGAGGUCUGCCCCGUCUGCAAGUCCUCGCGGUAUUUAAACCCGGACAUGCGGUUCCUCAUCAAUCCAGAAUGUUACCAUAAGAUGUGCGAGUCAUGCGUGGACCGGAUAUUUUCUGGAGGACCGGCGAACUGUCCGGUGGCAGGGUGCCAUAAGACGUUGCGGAAGAAUCGAUUUCGGAAGCAGACAUUCGAAGACAUCAACGUGGAGAGGGAGGUUGAUAUUCGGCGGAGAGUGAUGCAAAUCCUCAACCGCCGCGAAGAAGAAUUCGACUCGAAACGAGCCUGGGACGACUUCCUCGAACAACGCGAAGAGAUCAUCGCAAACCUCGUAACACGGACCGACGUCUCCAAAACCGAAUCCGAUCUACAAGCCUACGCAUCCGAAAACGUCCGCUCCAUCCGCGCGAACCAAGCUCUCGAAGCCCAAGAAGCCACAUCAUUCCAAGAACAACAAACACUGGAACAAGAACAAGCACGCCUCCGCCGCCAGGCCGUUCGACAGGAAUACGAAGACGAACGGCGCGAGGUUCUUGCCGGCAGGGAGGACGUCAUCAGCCGUCUUGCCUCUGGGAAGCCUACAGAUGCAGCGACGAUCGCGCGUGAGGGCCAGAAGGUUCUCCUCAAGAAGUCCUCUGCUCGUCGUAGUGAGGAAGAGCGGAUUCGACAGAAACAGGCUGCGUUGCGGAACUCGGAUGCUAAGAAGGCUGGAGGACCAGUGGCGCCGACAGAGCGGGCGGGUGGUACUGGUUUGAUCAAGGGUCUGAAGAAGAUCAAGACUCCGGAACCGGAGAAGCCGUACGAUCCUUUUAUGGGACUGGUGCCCAACAAGCGGGAUUACUAUACGUUGCAGGACCACUACCCAUCCGGAUACCUGGAUCCCAUCCGACAGGAUACCCGUAUGCAGGCCGGAGGAUACGACCUGGGGGAGUACUAUUCACGUACUCUGCUCGAGGCUUUUGCUGGAUUGGGUUGUUUUGUCGAUGAAGAAGUUUCCAAGCGAGAUGCAUCGAGUGCAUUGGGACUUUCUAGACCGGCUACUGAAGGAGCAGCCAUGGCCGCUGUUACCAGUUCUGGGCUAAACGAUGAGAAGAUAUGAUCUCUUGUCUGGCUGUCCUUGUGACAGCUCCUCGCAUUUAUCACGAAGUUAACAUAUCUAAGGCGUCUUUGGGUCAUGAGCAUAGCGAACGGCGCAAUGGUUUUCGGGAUUUUACACAACUUUUGGUCAUUCGACAGAGUUAAUGCAAGAAUAACAGAGAACAUGUGCUACCAACCAAGGCAUACUGUAUGGGCUAACCAAGAAAACACAAUUUCAAUAAACAUUGGAGUAAUUCAUUGUUCUAUGAACGACAACAGUUGGAU
Molecule: messenger RNA, 1435 nt
Organism: Aspergillus glaucus CBS 516.65
Lineage: Eukaryota; Fungi; Ascomycota; Eurotiomycetes; Eurotiales; Aspergillaceae
Product: TFIIH/NER complex subunit TFB3
Exons: 3
Coding region: 36-1172 (378 amino acids)
Biological process (GO): nucleotide-excision repair; positive regulation of cyclin-dependent protein serine/threonine kinase activity; regulation of transcription by RNA polymerase II
Cellular component (GO): transcription factor TFIIH holo complex
Molecular function (GO): cyclin-dependent protein serine/threonine kinase activator activity
Source: RefSeq, a predicted model, not a curated record